This is a messenger RNA of Phacochoerus africanus (Common warthog), 715 nucleotides long. RefSeq names its product NADH:ubiquinone oxidoreductase subunit B11 (gene NDUFB11). The record is from RefSeq and is a predicted model, not a curated record. The transcript has 3 exons. The coding region runs from base 151 to 615 and encodes 154 amino acids. Lineage: Eukaryota; Metazoa; Chordata; Mammalia; Artiodactyla; Suidae.
GGGAAAAAGGACGUUUGAAAACAAAAUCCCAACUCGGGACCUAUUUAGUGCGGCGGGGGCGGAGCGACAAUUCUCGCGCUCAGGGCCAACUGCAGCUGCGCAGAGUCACAUUUCCGUCCCCGCCCCCGCGAGCCUGCAGAACGAGCUGUCAUGGCGGCCGGGGUGUUAGGUUUGUGCGCUCGCCGCCUUUUAGCAGCAGCGGCGACGCGAGGGCUCCCGGCUGCCCGUGUUCGCUGGGAGUCCGGCUCCUCCAGGGCUGUGAUCGCCCCGUCCGCUCUGGUGGGAAAGCGGCCGCCGGAACCGACUAUACGCUUGCAGGAGGACCCAGAUCCGGAGGACGAAAACCUCUAUGAGAAGAACCCAGAUUCCCACGGUUAUGACAAGGACCCCGUUGUGGACCUCUGGAACAUGCGGGUCGUCUUCUUCUUUGGCUUCUCCAUCGUCUUGGUCCUUGGCAGCACCUUUGUGGCUUAUCUGCCUGACUACAGGAUGCAGGAGUGGGCCCGCCGGGAAGCUGAGAGGCUCGUGAAAUACCGAGAGGCCAACGGCCUCCCCCUCAUGGAAUCCAACUGCUUCGACCCCAACAAGAUCCAGCUGCCGGAGGGUGAGGACUGACCUGGGGCCGAGAGAGGCUUAAGAAGCACCACUUUCUUUAUCUCCUGUCUGCCGUUCUGCCCUCCUCUCAGAGCACCUAAUUAAAGGGACUGAAAAUGUG